AUGUCAGAAUUAAUUGGAAUCGAUUUGGACCCUGAGGACUUCGCCUCCUCAAUUCCCUUAAAAAAGGUCCCAUACGGCGAUGUUUAUGAGCCUUCCAGGGCCGGCGACGUUGAUCGGUUGAAGUACUUGUUGGAGUCCGCUAGGAUGCUUUUGGAAAGCGGGGCCAUUUGCUCCGAGCACAUGUUUGAUGGCGAUCGCUGUCAUUAUGCCGCACUUAAUCUUAAAGUUAGGAAGCUAUUGAAAGCAUUUGAAGCUCGCCCGCCUCCUUUGGGGCCUUCGCAGGCUGCAGUGAGGGAGACCUUCUGGGGUGUUCGGCUAAUAAGGCUUAUUUGGAGCAACUGGAUGGCCAAGCUCAAUUUCCAAUUCCAGGUCUGA
This is a messenger RNA of Coffea eugenioides, 375 nucleotides long. RefSeq names its product BTB/POZ domain-containing protein At2g04740-like. Gene Ontology annotation, cellular component: ubiquitin ligase complex; cytoplasm. The transcript has 2 exons. The coding region runs from base 1 to 375 and encodes 124 amino acids. The record is from RefSeq and is a predicted model, not a curated record. NCBI's taxonomy places the organism in Eukaryota, Viridiplantae, Streptophyta, Magnoliopsida, Gentianales, Rubiaceae.